UCCGACAAUUUAAUAUUUUAAUAGUAUUCAAAGUUUCUCAGUUUCUCUGCUGGAAUUAUUGCGGCAAAUUUCUGCAACAUAUGGCAACGUAUUCAUAUUUUCCUACAGCUUGUUGCAAACAUGAACUGUAUUCGUAUUGGUGCUGUUCUUUUCCUUUGUUGUUGUUACGUGGUAUUUGAAUUAUUAGGGGAGAAGGCUACAAGCAAUGUUAAACCCCAAGAUGAUACAGUCACUGAGCAAACUCAGCUUGAGUUUGAUGCUGUUCAAAAGCUUCACAUCCAUUUGGAUGAUGAUAAUGAUGGUGAUGUGGAUUUUUCUGAAUCUGAGGAGUUUUUAAAACAUGAAUUGAAAGUGAAAGAUCAUAAACGUCAUUCAAAGUUUCAUUCGGGUGAUGGUUCGAUUAGUGUUAAUGACCUCUGGAAAGCAUGGCAAAAAAGUGAAGUCAGUAAAUGGUCACCUCAUGAUGUUGCAAACUGGUUAACACAUGAUGUUAAUUUGCCCCAACAUGUUGAAGUCUUUACGAAAAACAAAAUAAAUGGACAUCAUCUACCAAGGUUGGCUUCGCCGGUCGAUGGUAUAUUGUUGAAUGAUUUGAAAAUUACAAAUAUAAUUGAGAGAAAAAAGAUUGCAUUAAGAGCAAUGGAUGUUGUUCUCUUUGGUGCUCCCAGAAGGCAUAACUAUUUAAAAGACUUCGUAUUGGGGUUGAUGGUUCUUGUUGCAAUGAUGGGAUUCUGGUUUUCCAAUGUACAAAAACGUAAAGCUCAAAAGCAAAUGGAAUCCAUGACGAAAGAUAUAGAAUUUUUGCAAGAUGCAGAGAAAAACCUAACCAGUCUUCAAAAUAGGCUUAAAGAAGCUGAGACAAAUCAUCAAGUAGUUCAACAAGAAAAGUUUCAAUUGGAAAGUAAUCUCAAAGACGAAAUUGAAGCGGCUAAGCGUGAAGCACAGCGUCUUCGAGAGGCACGAGAAGACCACUCGGAAGAAAUUCACACUCGACUUAAAUUGGCUGAACAAGAAUUGGUUCAGGUAAGAGAGGCACUGCAGAAAGCAGAAAAAGAAGUUGAGUAUUUGUCUUCGGAAAUGAGUUCCUCUCUACAGAAAUGGCUUCGAAUCACAUAUCAAAAAGAAGUGAAAAAUUUCCAGUAUCGACGUAACGUUGCAAUGAAGAAGAUGGAAGAAGCCAAAGAUGCUUGUUACAGAUUGAAGCGUAAACGUGGUUCAAUGUUUGGUGCAUUGCGUCUUGCUCAUGAUCAAAAUAUUGAUGAUGUUGAUCAAAGAAUACUUGCAGCUCGAACGUCGUUGGCAGAAGUAACAAGUGACUUAGAAGAACUUCAAUAUCGUUGGCAACAAAUAGAAACAUCUUGUCGUCUUGAACUUGGUGUUUGUACGUCGUUUUUAUGCAAUGAGUCGACUGACUCACCCGUCAAUGCAUCACGACUAGGGCAGUCUGUCAAGUCGGCUGCUGGAUUAGGAUCAGCUGGCACUACCUCUCGCGAAUCCCUUUCGUAUCAUCGAGUAUACACAUAUCCCUCACUUUUAACUGCGGAAGAGAAUCCCUCUCCUUACCAAACGUUGGGAAAGUCAUAUGAAAGACAUUCCUCUGAUCCGAGUGGGAGAACGAGUGAGCGGCCUACUACCGAAGAAUUGGAAUGUAACGGAGAUGAUGUAAAUGGCAGGUACACUGAAUCUGUUGACGGUGUAGAUGAUUGCAGCGGGAGUGAAUUUGAACGAAACAUUGAUUCCGAGUAUUCUCUCAGUCAACAAGACAUCACUGAUGUUCUUACUGAGGGGGAACAAUUAGUUAAAAUUACAAAAAAGAAUUCCGGUGAAAAUGGGUCAUUUUGGAAUGACAAAUCCAAGAGUCAUUCAUUCUCCAGUUCAGAGAGUAAAAACACAGGAUUUAAAAAGAAGUGGUGGUCUCGAGGGAAGAAACACCAUAGCGAGGACGGAAAUUAUGAAACAAACUCAAUUCAAUCGUCCAAAUCGAAAGGCUCAAUGCCCAUAUUAUCGCAAAGGUAGUUUAUUUGUAGGGAAACACAGGGAAAAUUAUUGUAGAAACUAAUCUUAGUCACCUGGGUUGUAUAUAUAGUUGUCCAUAGAAAUUAUAUUUAAUUUUUUUAUGAUGCGUAUUGACAAUAUAACAACCAUGCAAUAAUGCAUUUUAACACUCUUGCAGCUUGUCAGCCUCUUAACGUGGGUUUUAUUUAACAGUUUAUUAAUGGCCCGAUUUAUACUAGCCAUGUAUCAUCUGCAGAUGUAUCAUCUGUCUAAGUAUAAACACAAGGCGAACUAUCUAGACGAACUAUGUCAUAUUGGAUUUUUUUGGCGAAAUCCGCUGAAUGUGUGUUACGAAGUAUCGGUUUUUCUGUAGUUCGUUCACAUGCCGUAUUUAUACUCGCAGAUAAUUCGUGUUAACGGAUGAUCCCUGUUUGCCCGUGUUUAUACACAGACGAACUAGAAGGCGAACUAUUUUUCGCUUGCUCAAGUUCGUCCAGACGGAUGAUCCGUCUCUAGUAUAAAUCAAGCCAAUCAAACUAACCAGAAAAUUCCUGGAAAAAUUGUCUAAUUCGUUGUAUUAUAAGAUGUCAUAUUUUGAAGAACCGCCCAUGCAAGUUAAAUUUUAAAAGGCGUUGAUACGAUUUAUGAAUAACAUUAAAUAACUGAGAAGACGCGCAAUGAUUUCUCAAUACUUUAAUGCAUGCAUGUGACUUUUUUUAAUGCGAUCGGGGUUUUGCUAGGCCUAGGGAAAUGAAUAUGUAAAAAUACAUUCUAGAUGUAUAUAUUUUGUAUACAAGAAUUUGACCAUUAAUAUUCUUAAUUUAAUACGCAGCACAGCAGAAUGUUUGACUAUAAUAUAUGGUGCAUGUUCUUCACUUAACUCUUAAGUAAUUCCGUCAAGCGUCAUGCAAGCUAUUUUUCAUGAACAGUAAACAAUAUCUCUUCAAGGAAAAUGAAAAACUAACUCUUCAAAAUAUAAUUUCAGCUCAAGAAAAAUGGAAAACAAUUAAAUAGUA
Molecule: messenger RNA, 3011 nt
Organism: Dendronephthya gigantea
Lineage: Eukaryota; Metazoa; Cnidaria; Anthozoa; Malacalcyonacea; Nephtheidae
Product: stromal interaction molecule 1-like
Exons: 11
Coding region: 121-2016 (631 amino acids)
Biological process (GO): activation of store-operated calcium channel activity; intracellular calcium ion homeostasis; store-operated calcium entry
Cellular component (GO): plasma membrane; endoplasmic reticulum
Molecular function (GO): protein binding; calcium ion binding; calcium channel regulator activity
Source: RefSeq, a predicted model, not a curated record